UUGCCUCCAAAAUAAAAGUCCAUCCUGGGAACGGUUUCCUGAUGGAGCGUCCUUCUUGCGUGAAGAGGCACGUACGGCAGUUGCAUGGCACUACUACCCUUUCCUUUCAAAAUCACGCAAAACAGAAAACUGUGGCUUCAAAACCCGAUUCUUCAGCCCCUCUCUCUCUCUGUGACGAGGAAUAACAUGGAGGAGCCAUCAGCACCGCCUCAACCACCACCACUUUCAUCGGAUUUCCAGCGCACUCCGACCACCGCUGGGUUUCCUGUCAGUACUGCGAGCAUCAUCAAUCAAAACAAUUCUGGGAGUGUGAGACCUACUACUGCCUCCUGUGACUUGAAUUCACACUCUCCAGUGCCUUGGUCCUCUGGACUCUGCGAUUGUUGCGAUGAUGUUAGCAGUUGUUGUUUAACGUGCUGGUGUCCCUGUGUUGCAUUUGGGAGAAUUGCAGAAAUUGUUGAUAGAGGAUCCACAUCAUGUGGAGUAAGCGGAGCACUAUACACAUUGAUACUGUGCGUGACGGGUUGCUCGUGUCUGUACUCAUGCUUUUACCGAUCAAAGUUGAGAGGACAGUAUUUCUUGGAGGAGAGCCCUUGCACCGAUUGCUGCGUCCAUUGCUUUUGCCAGGAAUGUGCUUUGUGUCAAGAAUACAGAGAGCUCAAGCAUCAUGGCUUUGAAAUGUCCAUAGGGUGGCAUGGGAACGUAGAAAGGCAGAAACGAAUAGCUGCAACUAAUCCUCCGGCAGUGCAGGGCGGCAUGACCCGGUAGAGCCACUGCGUACGGAUGUCAUGUCGACAUUGUCCAUAUAUAUAUAUAUAUGCUGUAAUUAUUUUCGUUCAAUAUUGUAUAAAUAUAGACCCUGCAUAUAUA
This is a messenger RNA of Carya illinoinensis, 870 nucleotides long. RefSeq names its product protein PLANT CADMIUM RESISTANCE 2-like. Lineage: Eukaryota; Viridiplantae; Streptophyta; Magnoliopsida; Fagales; Juglandaceae. Bases 85 to 768 code for a protein of 227 amino acids. The record is from RefSeq and is a predicted model, not a curated record. The transcript has 4 exons.